Jatropha curcas is the source of this 1343-nucleotide messenger RNA. RefSeq names its product C2H2-like zinc finger protein. NCBI's taxonomy places the organism in Eukaryota, Viridiplantae, Streptophyta, Magnoliopsida, Malpighiales, Euphorbiaceae. Gene Ontology annotation, biological process: regulation of DNA-templated transcription. The record is from RefSeq and is a predicted model, not a curated record.
UUGUGCCUUUUAGGACGGAUUCUUCUUAUCAAUGUCACCUGCUCCUUUUAUAAGUUUCUCCACAUUAUAUACCCACCCUAAGCCUGAGCCUCAAUCCUCCAGAGUCCAGAUAUUAUAUAAACUGGAAGAAGGCAAAAAGAUAGCUUUCCUUACUUCUUAUCAAUGGAGAAGAACCGAAUAUGCAGGAUCUGCAACAGACGUUUCGCCAAUGGCAAAGCCAUGGGAGGCCACAUGAGAUCUCACUUAGCUAAGUUACCCUUACCUCCAAAACCCAUCUCAUCACAACUAUACCCGUCUCCAAAAUCGCCGUCGCCUUCGUCAUCUUCUUCUUUUAACUAUCCUUUAACCGAUCAAAACCCCAUGCAGUCCUACCGAUCCGUUAACCAUGAACUCCCUUUCAUGUCAAAAGCCAAUCUUGCUAAUGAUGGAGAAAGUGAGACUGAGUCGUCACCCAGGAAUAACAACCCAACUCGGAGACGAUCCAAAAGACGGCGCAAAUCGGCCGAGAAAGUAGCUGAAUCGGUGUUGAAAUCGGCUGAGUCACCAGAACAGGUAAGUUCUAUAUCCUCUGAUUUUUUCAACGAGGAAGAUGUUGCUAUGUGUCUUCUUAUGCUUUCGAGGGAUAAACGGACAAUAGUAAAACAAGUAGCUUAUGAUCAUAGUUAUACAAUUCAAGAGUAUCGCGACGAGAUAGAAGACGAAGAUGAAACUUUUGAAGAUGAUGAUGAAUCCUUUGGUCUGAUUCAUGUUGGAUCUAAUAAAUCACAAGGCAAAUAUAAGUGCCAGACAUGCAAGAAGCGAUUUCGAUCCUAUCAAGCUUUGGGAGGACACAAGGCGAGCCAUAAAAAGAUGAAAACACAUGAUCUAUACGUGGAAGGUAGCGGCAGUGGCAGCCGAAGUGGUGCGGUUAUGGCUAUUGAUCAACCUAGAAUUUUUAAAUGCCCAUUCUGUGAUAAGGUGUUUGAUUCUGGUCAAGCACUAGGAGGGCAUAAAAAGGUUCACUUUUCCUAUCUUGGAAAUAAUUGCAACUCUAAUAAUAAUAGUGAUACUAAGAUUUCAGUUAAAUUUACAGAUGAUUUGUUAGAUUUGAAUUUACCAGCUCCAGAGGAUGAUGGUGAAGUUAGUCAAGAGCUUUCAACACUUUCCAAGGCAUAUCAUCUGAGGAAUUGAUGCAUGGAAAGGAGGUUGUUUGAUGCUUAGCAUGAAACACAGCCGUGUAUAAGUUUUUUUCUUAAUGGGUUCUUGUGCAUAUGUUGUUUUCUAUUGUCUUUUUAAACUUUAUACAUUGGAUUAAUGUUUUGAAUUAAUUUGGAGAAUUUACCUUUGUUAAAUCUUUUACUUAA